Trichogramma pretiosum is the source of this 7034-nucleotide messenger RNA. It is a transcript of the gene ttk, whose product is annotated as protein tramtrack, alpha isoform. The record is from RefSeq and is a predicted model, not a curated record. Bases 455 to 2086 code for a protein of 543 amino acids. NCBI's taxonomy places the organism in Eukaryota, Metazoa, Arthropoda, Insecta, Hymenoptera, Trichogrammatidae. Gene Ontology annotation, cellular component: nucleus. The transcript has 6 exons. Gene Ontology annotation, biological process: regulation of transcription by RNA polymerase II. Gene Ontology annotation, molecular function: protein binding.
GCUCUAUACGCGAGGGCUGACUCGACGCGCCCCGACUGUCUCGCCAGUGAGUCGGGCUUGUGCUUUUCAUCAAACAGGACGUACCUCCUUUUUUAAGCUCUUGCCAGCAUUCGUCGUACACAUUACAUAUAUAUAUAGUUUAGCGCAUAGAACAUCAGCAGCAGUAGCAGCAGUGUGUGCCCAGCGAGUGGAUCCUGCCUCUCCCACGCAUGCACUCUCCCACAAGAGUCUUGCGUUUUUUUAAGUGUGUUUUUUCAUUUGCAUCGGUUUUUUUCAUUUCGUUGUUUACUUUGCUUACUUAAUUACGCUCGACGCCGAGUUAGCAACGCUUGGUGAAAUCAAGGUUAUUUAAACAAAAGACGGCUCAACCAAAACCUAUAGUCGCUAACAAGCGCGAUUCAGUUUAACUAAACAAUUUGUAGUACGAUCGAACGUGCGGAGCACGAUCGACCACAUGUUGGCCGACAUUAACGGUAAUCUGGAUAUGAGAAACGAUUCAACCAUGAAUCAAAGGUUCUGUCUGCGCUGGAACAACCACCAGAACAACAUGCUGUCGGUCUUCGAUCAGCUGUUGCACGACGAGUCCUUCGUCGAUGUGACGUUAGGGGUUGAAGGACAAUUUCUGAAAGCACACAAAAUGGUGCUUUCGGCCUGCAGUCCUUACUUCCAGUCUUUGUUCGUAGAACACCCAGACAAACAUCCAAUUGUUAUCCUCAAGGAUGUUCCUUUCUCCGACAUGCGAAGUCUUCUGGACUUCAUGUACAGAGGUGAAGUCAGCGUAGACCAAGAACGCUUGACCGAAUUCUUGCGAGUAGCUGAAUCUCUGAGAAUCAAAGGUCUGAGCGAAGUGCAAGACGAAACUGCAGCAGCUGCAUUUGAAUCAUCUCACUUAACUUCUGCCCAUCACAGUCACACAAAUAGUCCAAAUACUGUACCACCACCACCUUCUCUACAUCGUAUCAAUAAUCUUAGUCGUACUCAAUUAAAAAACAAAUAUCAACACAUUGCCACGCAUCCACUUCUUGGAUCUGCACUCACUGCACCAAAACGCAAGAGAGGUAGGCCACGCAAGCUCAGUGGCUCAUCAGAUCACGAGCCAUCGUUAAACGAAUCCGGUAUUGAUCUCGUCCAGGGUUCCCCUGAAAUGAUGGAAAUGAGAAUGGGACUCGAUCUUCACAGUGAAAUGGGUCACAACAGCGGAGCUUCGUCGAAUGGUAGUAAUCACAAAAAAGAAGAAAUAAUUGGCAAUGGAGGUGAGGGACCUGAACUUAAUAUGAGGAUUAAGGGUGAAGUAGACCCUCUUCCGAGUACGUCUGCCGACAAAGAAGACUCAUUCACAAGACCGCAGAGCAGACAAGGCAGCGAAAGCUUCAAACAAGAUGGCGAAGAUAACUCGAGGUCCAGCGAUAAUCAGUCACCGGGCGAUCGAAGCAACAGCUCCAUAAACCAGCAGAUGCGCAUGAACUUUGAGAAAUGCCUGCGCAGAGAUUACAAUUCAGUGCAAGGAUCGCGACAUCAUCCCUACCAAGACGAAGAAAUGCAUCUCGCUGACCGAAUCCCAGGCUCGCCGGUCACGUCUCAUCGACGCACGCCCCUGAAACACGAGUCGAUGUACGGAUCGGCAAACAUAAUGGACAACGAAAUGAGCCAUUCAGGUGAUCUCGAUAACUCUCUGAAUCAGUCGUGUCCCAGCCUGAUGAAAGGCAACGUGUCGGGCGUGAACGCGAGCCCCGCGUCGACGACCAGUGGCACCUCGACUGCUGCCACAGCCGCCAACAACAACACCGACGAGCGAGCCUCCGAGGGUGGCUCCGUGCGCGACUACUGCGUGAAAGAGGGCGAGGUCUACCGGUGCAUCGUGUGCAAUCGCACCUACACCCAUAUUAGUAACUUCUGCCGGCAUUAUGUGACCUCGCACAAGCCCAACGUCAAGUACUUCUCUUGUCCCGUCUGCUUUAAAGAGUUCACGCGCAAGGACAAUAUGGUCGCCCACGUGAAGAUCAUUCACAGCAUGAAGCCCCCAAAUGCCAUUUCAGGACAAUCUGCUGUUACUUCAGGCGCUAUUAAUUUGCAACAGCAGCGGUAGAUCUCUCGGUUGUUUUCCUGGUUAAUGGGAAACGCAAAUACUUAAGCGAGCCUGGAGAAAGAGUUUUAAAUUGUAAAAUAAACAAACAGUUACGAUCAGUGCCAAGGCUUGAAUUAACAUAUUUUAGAGGCAAAACAAAGAAAUGCACUUUUUUUAACUUUUGAUCAUCUCUCGGUUCAAUCUCUCCGAACACACAUACACACAGAGAGAAUCGUUUGUUAAAUUUUAUCGUAGUAAGUUAGACAAUUAGUUUUAAUCUAUAAAAAAGGAAGUCAAAAUGUAUAACACUCGUGGAAAAAUUAAAACGAUUAACCAAAGAUGAGCCAAGAUUUUGAAAAGGUCGUUUAUAAUAGUAGCCUAGAAUUUUCGCGGAAUGACUAGCUAUGCCCUGAAGCAAAGCAUACGAUGUUUAAGUGUUAAGGCGUAGAAUAAUAUACAUAUUUGUAGACAAUAUUAGGAGGGUUGAUGCUUUAAAAAAGGAAAACAAAAAACAAUGUUUGUGUGUGGUUUUUGCGGUCCAAUUAAUUGCAUUGAUAUAUGAAAAGAAAAGGAGAGUAAUAAAUUCAGGACGGCGUUUUUCAAAGACCAACAAUCCCGUUUUGUAUAUAAAGUCGAUUGCUCUGCACUGAUCAGCGGCUGUUGCAAUGGUCUUUUUUUUGUCUUAUUCAUAAUGCAAUAUUAUACUGAGCGUAUAUAAGUCUACUGUAUUUAUUAAGUCAUUUGCAUAUAUUAUAGUUUAUAGAGUUUAUAUAAGAUUAUGAUCGUUGAUGUUUUAAGAAUUUUAUCAUUUUACCCUUUAACAUUGCAUCUAGUUAUCUAUGAAUAUCUAGAUCAAUGACAUAUCAUAUCAAUACGAAAAUCGCGCUUAUUUAUAUUUAUAUGAUAUGGAAGGAUAUUUGUGUUUAAGAACUUGAAUUUAUUGAAAAAAUAACUGCGCGAAUAUUAUUGCAAUGCCAAAAUAAAAAGUAAACGCUUGCGUUUGAAUUGGACAGACCUCGCGAUACGAUUGUAGAAAAUAUAUUAAUAUAGAAGAAUGGCAGAGUCAAUAUGAAUAUAUAAAGCUUUGAAUAAUCUUUGGAGAACGUCGAUCCCACGAGACUAGCUUAAAAAAAGUUAACUUAUUGAAAAAUCCAAUCGAAAUGUGUUGAAAAAUAAUCAUCUAGUUUUCACUCCAAAUAAAUCGAGGAUUUUAGUAUGAAUGCUUGUUCGUACGUCAGUGAUGAAUAAAUGAAAUUUAUUUAUUAAAAAGUAUAUAUAUGUAAAAUAUAUAUAUCAUAUAAUAGAGCUUAGAAAAAUCGUCAAUUAGUGUCAUGUCAAAAAUAGUGUACGUCAUAUAUCUAUAAAAAGGAUAUAGAUUAUAUGUACUGUUUAUCAUCAGAGCCGGGAUUGAAAGCAUUGUUUCCGCUUUCUGCUCGGUAUCAAAAAAAUCUUUUAUUCAAAAGGUCAAAAAACAAACAGAAGAAACAUUUUUAACGUAAAAAAUGAUAAAACGGAAAGCAAUGGCAAACUAUACAAAUACAAAUCAAAGCGAAAUUAUGAAAGUCGUAAACAAUAAUAAUUAUUCAAAUGAAGAUUUUAAAAAAAAUGAGCGAUAUACACAGAUUUUUGACGCGAGCGCGUAUCAUCAAUCUUAAAGUGCCCUUAAAAUCCAGCAAAGCCAUUGAAUAGGUGAUAUGAUUCUUUCUUCAACUCCCUGUGAUUCUAGUCGUUGCUCAUCGGAAUGUUAUUACGUUUCCGGACUAUAGCAAAGGAGAAAGUUUAUUAAAAUUAACGUUAAAAACUCAAUACAAAGAGUACCAAAGGAUUUGGCUAUUCAUCACUAGCUCGCAUCAAAUAUUUCGUGUACAUCGAUGUUGGAACGAGUGCCAAAUAUCAGAUUUAUUGAAUGUCAACACGACAAUGGAAAAGACGCUUAUUUUAUAAAUAUCGCGUGCAACCAAGCUCAUAAUGAACUAAUUUCUCGUGAUACGGAAGUGAAACCUUUGAAAUGUGCACAUCUUUUAGUCAAUAAGUAAUUAUAAAAACUGAAACAAGUAAAAGACUUUUUAUGCGAAAAUUCGUUGCCAUAUUAUUGUGAUUAGUCAACAAUGUUAAAGAAAUUAUAAUAAUCUUGAAUUUAUUAUGUAUAUCGCGUGUUAAUGUUUGAUUUUUUUAUUAAUUAUAACACAAUGAAAUUUAAAAAAAAGGAAUGUAUUGAAAUUCUCAAGUUGAUAUAAUAAUCAAACUUUGAAAAUUUGGAAACAUCAAAAUAAAAAUAAUCCUAAAUACUUGUUAUACUAUAAAAUUUUUUUGUUAUAAUCUUAAUUUUAUCAAACAGCAAUUGUUUUAAUGAAGAUAUUGUCUGUUACCAAAUUAGUGUAAUCAUCACUACUCCAAAGACAUUAGGUACAAAAAAUGCAAAAAUUAUGAAAACAUUUGAAUUUUAUGAAAUGCGAAAAAUGGGCAUUGAGUUCACGUGAGAAAAUCAAAUUUUAUGUAAGAAUUUUUCGCCCAAGAUGUUAUGAAGAAAAAAUCGAAUGAUUGUAUAAACAAAAGACGUUUCAUUCAAAUUGUAAACUAUGCCAACUUUGUUCAUCGUCCUUCCGAGUGAGAUAUAAUUUCACUAUCCCAUGUGGUUUGCUCGAUUGUACGUGAACAUUGUGAUUCUGUUGAUUAUUAUUAACCAAGUGCAAUUCAUACGAUAAUCAUUUUGAAAAAAAGUGAAUGAUUAGAGUUUAGAACCGAGUAGGCGACACAAUUUUCACAAAUCAUAAAUCUAAAUAAAUAUAUUUACAAAAAAUAAAGUGAUUGAAUAAGUAUAAAACGCGAAUAAUUAUUCUUCGCGGAAACGUAAUCAAAAUUUUAAAAAUUCAGGUAAUGAUAAAAAUAUUCGUUUAACAUAAUUUAUUAAAGCAAUCACCGGAGACUGAAAAAUUCUAAUAUCCUCUCUUAUAAUAAUUAAAUAAAAAUACAACAUGUACAAACUUUGUACCGACUUUCGCCUACACAAAAAUUGCGCGUUGUUUAAUGAAAUAUAUAAAGGUAAUCUUUUUUUAAUAAUACCAAAAAAAAUAAACACUUGGGUGAAAUUAAUCAUUAGAUGUUAAAAUUAUUCUAAUGAAAACUGGAUAUAUGAGGCAGAAACACUUUCAAAGUACACUAAAACUGUACUAGUUAUAUGAAGUUGACCAUACGUCGCGUCGUUAUAUGCGAUUAAAAUUUUCUUUUAAUAUCAAAUCCGUGUUCUUAUACGUUUGUUGUAAUUAACAAAGACUGCAGAGAGGACGGUUUACACGUAAUACGUAAUUAAUAAAAUAUCUAUAUAACGACACCAAAUAUACAAGAUAGUACUGACAUUGGAUAGACUGAAGGCACUUCUUUUUAGUAGAAUAAAACUUAAUAAAAGUAAAAAAAUUUAUGAGAUAAAAUAAGCGUAUCAUAACGCGAAAAAGCCUUCACCCGUAUGGAGAUCUCUCGUUUUUAUAUUUACAAUAGAGCUAUAUUAUAUAUCGUACUUUUUGCGGAUAUUUGACUUUGAAGGCUACACGGAGAAAACAGGGUUUGACGUGCGUACAUAUAUUUAUAUAUAUUUAACAAAGUAGUUAGACGAAAUCUUAGAGAUCGUUAGAUAUUUUUACAAAAGCAUUUCUUCUAUUUACAAAUGACAAAGUAAAUAUAUAUGAAGUAGGUACAAAGUGAAUAAAAAAAUUUGCACGAAGCACAUUUAUGUCUGUAAAAUGAUUGCCUCUUCAAGGUCGAGCCGCGUCAUCAAACAAAAAAAGUACGAAUUUCAAUAAUUUUUUCAAAGUACGGAAUAAAAUGUGUUAGAUUCGAAUUAACUGAUUUUAUAUGACGGGUUUCAAUACGGUCGAAGGCUCUGGUGUGUGUAUAUAAAUAAUCAUUCAUGAACAAUUAAAAUAGAUAUUUAGAGAAGCCAGUUGCACUAAAUAAAAUAUUUAUCAUAGAAGAAAUAAUAAAAAAACAAUCGUACGAUCGUUGCUAGUUAUCAUAUAAAUAUACAUACUGCACGUGAACUCACUUCUCUGUCAAUGUGUAUAUUAAUCAUUCUCGUCGGGGAUAUUUUUUGUUUUUUAUUUUAUAACAUAGUAAUUAUAAUUUUUUGUUCGUGGAUUCGCCAUUGCAAAGAAAUACACAGUCAAAACCCCUUGCAUAUACAUAUUUAUGUACAUUCGAGGAAACAAUUAUCAGCAUUAUACACACACUGAUAUAAUAAAGGCCAGUACGAUUAUCGCCUCAUUAUAAGAAAUGAAUCGCUGUUCUAACUUACGAAAACAAAAUGGCAUCUAUGAGCUAAUCAUUUUUUGUUUAUUUAUAUCUAUUCACAGAAUGGGCAGCGGCUAGACAGCUUAUAGUCCUCUUAUGUUUUUCUUAUAUUUUGUAAUAGAUAAUAAAGUAUAAAGUACCAUUAAAAAUAAUUAAUAACACAUUUGAUAAUCACCGAGAGCUUAAGACUAACUCUUACAGACGAUGAUAUAUAGUUAAAAGGGCGUUUAAAGAAUUUUUUUACUCUGAUUAAAUAAAAUAUUAAGUGAGUCGCAAGCGUGUCAGGAUUGUUUUAUCUCAAAGUGUAAUGCUUGAUGCUCUGAACGAACUAAGUUGUUCUUUUUUCGAAAAAAAUUCGAAUUAAACUUUAUGUCAGAUCAUAACGAACUGAAAGAUUAUUUAAUUGUUGCAUAGGUUUUAAUGAGACUAUUUUAUAAAGAUUUAACGUAAUAUUUUAUUGGAAUCAGAUAUUACGUUAAGCUCUAAAUUGAAAAUUGAUAAAAAAUGAAAACAUACAUAAGCUUUAAGAAACCAUGUGCCUUUUCUAUGCUAGUGACAUUUUUUAUUAUUAGUUUUCAAUUUUGUAAAUGUAUUCUAUAAGUAAAACUACGUAUUGGAUAAGUUGUGUUUGAAAAUAAUCACACGAAUUUAAUUAUUUAAAUGAUUAUAGUAAUUGUUAUCAUUU